GCAUGAAGUUUUAAAUGGCCUUAUUGAGCAAAUCUGGGUUGAAAACAACAUACAACAAGCAAAUCGAAGCUUGGAUGAUUAUCAAGGCAUGGUAAACAUCAUUCAGGUUCAAGAGAAGCUUAGUUGAGGUUUAUGAGGAUCAACUGAGACUGAAAAAAAAGAGUGAGCUUGAGGGUAUGAAAAGCAGAGAGAAAACAGUAGAGAAAGAGUUAAAAAAGAGAGAAAAGAUUGAGAGUGUUGAAAACAAAGAGAGAAAAUCAGUGAGUGUUUAUGCAAAAGAAAGUAAUGUCAAGGCUGCGUUCUUUGCAAACCAGCCUAUGUUUGUGUUUCUGUAUAAAGAUGCUUAUUUCAACACUAACGAACUUAAUGAUUCUUUGCCUAGCGCUAUUAAAUCUCUUUUGCAGGACUUCAAGGAUGUGUUUCCAGAUGACGUUCCUAAUGGUUUACCACCAAUAAGAGGAAUCAAGCAUCAAAUUGACUUCAUUCCUGUUCCAGUGCUUCUUGUGCCUAAGAAGGAUGGGACUUGGCGUAUGUGCGUUGAUUGUCGCGCGGUCAACAAAAUCACUGUAAAGUAUCGUCACCCUAUUCCUAGAUUAGAUGACAUGUUAGAUGAGUUGCAUGGUUCUUGCAUAUUCUCUAAAAUUGAUUUAAAGAGUGGAUAUCAUCAGAUUAGGAUGACGGAAGUUGAUGGAAUCGCAGUAGAUGAAGAAAAGGUUAAGGCUAUUAAAGAAUGGCCAACACCUAAGAAUAUUUCUGAGAUGUGGAGUUUUCAGGGUUUGGCGAGUUUCUACUGGAGAUUCAUCAAGGACUUCAGCACAAUUGCAGCUCCAUUGACUAAAAUCGUGAAAAAAAGUGUUGGAUUUAAGUGGGAAAGUGGACAGGAGAAUGCUUUCAAUUUGAUUAAGGAGAAUUUAAUUUCUGCACCAUUAUUUGCUUUACCUGAUUUUACUAAAACUUUUGAAAUUGAAUGUGAUGCAUCAAGUAUUGGCAUUGGUGUUGUUUUGAUGCAAGAGCGACGAACUAAGCAAUAUGCAAAUCAGGCCAACAAAGGGUGCAAGAAAGUUGUGUUUGAACCUGGAGAUUGGGUUCGGGUGCAUAUGCGGAAGGAGCAAUUCCCUGCACAAAGGCAUUCUAACUUGCAAUCAAGAGGCGAUGGACCAUUUCAAGUGAUUGCAAGGAUAAACGACAAUGCAUACAAGUUGGAGCUUCCUGGUGAGUAUAAUGUUAGUGCUACUUUUAAUGUUUAUGAGCUUUCUCCUUUUGAUAUCUGGGUUGAAAACAACAUACAACAAGCAAAUAGAAGCUUGGAUGAUUAUCAAGGCAUGGUAAACAUCAUUCAAGUUCAAAAGAAGCUUAGUUGAGGUCAUUUGCAUGGAAUUACACAGUUUGCGUCAAAAUCGCACAGUUCUACCGCAAUUUGUAGCAAACUGAUAUUUUGUGUUAUUUUAGGUUAUUUUUAGUGACUUUCACGUUUUUUGUAUUAUUUUUGGGCUGAACAUUCGCUUAUUUGAAGCCCAAUUCGUGGUUAUUAGGUUUAGGACUUAGGGUGUUAAUUUCCUAUUC
Messenger RNA from Rubroshorea leprosula, 1563 nucleotides. NCBI's taxonomy places the organism in Eukaryota, Viridiplantae, Streptophyta, Magnoliopsida, Malvales, Dipterocarpaceae. The record is from the annotation of a GenBank genome assembly.